Messenger RNA from Spizellomyces punctatus DAOM BR117, 697 nucleotides. RefSeq lists its product as uncharacterized. The coding region runs from base 48 to 521 and encodes 157 amino acids. The transcript has a single exon. The record is from RefSeq and is a predicted model, not a curated record. NCBI's taxonomy places the organism in Eukaryota, Fungi, Chytridiomycota, Chytridiomycetes, Spizellomycetales, Spizellomycetaceae.
GCUCUACACGUCAGCAAGUUUCCUCCCUCCACACCCAAAAGCAAAACAUGACGAUCCAACACGAUGCCAAACCCAAACUCAUCACAGCGUCCGAAGAUCCUUUUCUUCACCCACUGCCGCUAACGCUCCCGGGAACAGAUCGGCAAACAGGACUCUGGUACCUCCUUCCGCACAUUUGGGACUCGCUGUGGUUAACUAUUCCGCCUCCUGUCCGCGCCACCAUAGCGUCCGUAUCCGUUCCAUAUCUCCUGUUUUGCGUUGGAAACUCACUUAGCGGUGGAGCGUCUGUUUCUUUUGGCACAAAACUGUGGGAUUUGAUUCGACUAGGGCAGCAGGCAGGCUUUUCUGCCAUGGGAGGCCAGGGAAGGGUGGGAGGAGAUGGCGGUAUUGGUGGGUUUGUAGGAGGCGCUGUGACGGCUGGUGCUUGCAUAUUAGGAUUCAUGUGGGUGAAAAAGUUUGUAAAUGGAGAGGUGCGGGAUGUGAAAUCAACGACGCGUGAUGGAGGCAGCAAGGACAAGUAGGCUGGGAUUUGAGAAGGGCCGAGUCCUAAUUCUUUGAAGCAGAUGUGGUGCUUAGAUAUAGUGUCGUUUUUUAGCCAUGUAUAUAUCAUCUUUGGCCUACGUUCAUGUUAGUCCAUUGCCAAACAAGCACAGCAAGCAUUGUGUGUGAUCCUUGUCGCUACCUUUGAGCUAUCCAU